This is a messenger RNA of Monodelphis domestica (gray short-tailed opossum), 1919 nucleotides long. RefSeq names its product tripartite motif-containing protein 43-like. The record is from RefSeq and is a predicted model, not a curated record. Gene Ontology annotation, molecular function: zinc ion binding. Lineage: Eukaryota; Metazoa; Chordata; Mammalia; Didelphimorphia; Didelphidae.
UGCCCGGGAAAAGCUUAUAAAAACCCAGCCCUGAGUCCAAUGAGAACCUUCCCGCUCUGAACCCACUUCUCCAGCUCCAGCCAAAGGAACAGCCAAAGACACUACUCCAGAUUCAUGGCUUCUAAAGAGAUGAAGGAAGGUCUCCAAGAUACGUUUACCUGCACCAUUUGUCAAGCCUCUCUCACAGACCCAGUGACUGUGGAUUGUGGACACAGGGUUUGCCAAUCUUGUCUUGAUGACUCCAGCCAAGCUUCGGGGUCUUUCUCCUGCCCUGAAUGCAGGAAAGUCUCCCAGUCAAGAGCUUUUAAACUAGCUAUGAGGAGAAGGAAAUAUGCUUUUAACCGCAGACGGGCUCAGAGGUCUGAGGGACCCAGCAAGUGUGACAGACACCUGGAAGCUCAGACGCUGUUCUGUAUGGAUGAUAAGACCUUACUCUGUGUAUCCUGUUCACAAUCCCAGGAACAUGAGGCUCACACGAUCCAGCCCAUAGAAGCAGCUGCUGGGUACUACAGGAAAAAGCUCCAGGAGAAUAUGAAACUUGUACGUGAAACUUUAAAAGAUGUUCAGAAGUUGAUACUAGAGGAGAAGAAGGUACCUCGGACAUGGGCUGUCCUGUGGACAGAACAAGUAGAAAUGCCAAGAAAAACGUUUCAGGAAAAAUUUAAAGAAAUAAGUGAUUUCCUGAGUGAUGAAGAGGAAGAAGUCCACAGUCUAAUGGAACUGGAUGAGGAGGAGAAUGAAAUGUUUGAGCACUUGAAGGAGCAUGAGGUCCAGCAAGAAAUCCAAAACAGAGAGAAAAAGAUGAUGAGCAACUUCCAACUGUCCCAACACAAGAAUGACUUAAGGGAAAUGGUCAUAGCACUGGAAGAAAAGUCUCAGAUGCCAGAUAAGGAACUGCUGCAGGAUGCAGGAAAUACACUGAGCAAGAGUGAGUCACUGUUGCUUCAAAAGCCAGAACCUUUCACACCAUUUCUGAGCCAUUCUUACUGCAUGGAUUUAACCAAAUUUCUGAAGAGAUUUCAAGAAUCUCGACGGGUGCAGUGCCAUUAUCCAUAUGAAUUUACUGAUGACCGAAAGAGGACUAUCACUUUCGCAGAUACUUCCUCAGGUCAGAUGUAUGCUGUUUAUACCUCUGGAAGUCUUCACUACAUUAAUGGGAUGGAUUUGUCUUUUACACGACUGGAUAUGGAUGGCAUGUCUGAAGAAGAGCAAGAAGAUCCCAUCUUUGCCUGUUACUGUGUGCCAGUUGAAAGGGAGAACUCGAUUAGCAAUUACCCUUCUAAACCCUCAAUAGAAUGGCAUUAGGAACAGAUAGAUGCCUGGGCAAACUAAGGACAGAGUUUCAGGAGGGUAUUGAAACUAUAUUCCACUUGUUCACUAGUUACGUGUGUAUCAGGGUAAAAUGUCAGUUUUGGUAAUUAAGAACUUAGUGGAAUCUUGUAUUGUCUUCUCCUUACUUCAACUAUGUCUGGAACAAAUGUGAUCUGCUGAAGAAAAUAAGCUUUAAAGCUUGCCUUCCCCCCUCUCCCACCUAUUACAUUUCCAUCUUGGGAUAUCAUUGAUGGGAAAUGGGUGCUGGACUUUGGAGUAAAGGAAAGACUUGUUGAUUCUCACCUCAGGUACCCGACACACAGGUUGUGCCACAGAUUGAUUCUUACAAAAUAUCACACAAUGUAUAUGAAUAAACAUUUGGUGGGGGGAAGUUUACAAGUGUAUUUGAAAACUUUAUUCAAUGUUUCUAAGCUAUGGGGUGGUGGGGACCUUGGCAGAAAUAAUCAGUCAGGUCUAAUCUAAUUAAACUUUGAUUUUUUGUAGUGCUUCAGAAUUAUUCAAAGUAAUUGCCACAUAACUCCUGAGAAAGGAGUUCCUCUUAAUAAAAAAUUGAUCAACUCUUCAAGGGUCCAGUUUCUUUUGCCUCU